Messenger RNA from Iphiclides podalirius (scarce swallowtail), 774 nucleotides. The record is from the annotation of a GenBank genome assembly. Lineage: Eukaryota; Metazoa; Arthropoda; Insecta; Lepidoptera; Papilionidae.
AUGAGGGUAGUCUUAGUCUUAGGGCUUUUAGUAAUUAUUGUUGUAGUCCAUGCGCGUCGCUUACCCGAACAGAAAAAUGAGCGUCAGAAGGUAGAGUCCGAAGUAGCUGACCAAGAUAUUGCUGCUACUGGACAUAAAAAAGAAGCACCUCAGAACCAUGAGUUUAAAAAAGGUGGGGGAAAAGAACAUCACGCACAUCAUCAUAAUGAUCACGGCGAGAAGGGCCAUAAAGGCUACAAAGGUCAUCAUCAUCACGAAGAGGGAAAGAAAGGGCAUCAUGACAAGGAACACCAUAAAGGCGAAUAUGAUGAUCAUGGUGGUCAUGAGAAAAAACAUCAUCACGAGGAUGGGCACUAUGACGAACAUCACAAAGGUGAGAAAGGCGAGAAGGGUCACAAAUAUGAAGAAAAAGGGCAUUAUAACAAAGGCCACUCGACAAAGGGUCACCAUGAAGUGCACAAAUUAGACGAGUUCAAAAAAGACAAACAUUUCUUCGAUGAAGAGGGAGAUUCUGGUCACGAGGAGAAACACGGUGGAUAUCACGACGAGCAUGGACAUAAGAAAGGAGGUCACUUUAAGAAAGGUCACCAUCAUGGAGGGCACCAUGAACAUGAACAUGGAGAAAAAGGUCAUCACGAGAAGGGAGGGCAUCACGCUCAGCAUAAAGGACAUAAGGAAGCUGCUGGCCACGACGAGCAUCAUCACCAUCAUCACGAUCAUGCUAAGAAAGGUGGUCAUGAACAUCACAAGAAAUGGGGUUACUCAAAAGGCCAC